Molecule: messenger RNA, 672 nt
Organism: Bacillus rossius redtenbacheri
Lineage: Eukaryota; Metazoa; Arthropoda; Insecta; Phasmatodea; Bacillidae
Exons: 4
Coding region: 132-596 (154 amino acids)
Source: RefSeq, a predicted model, not a curated record
ACAGUUGCUUAUCGCCGGCGAGGCAGUGUCCUCGCGAUAGCCCUCGUCCAGCCUGAGUCCGGUCUGGAGGUCUCACAGAGACCGAGGUACCUGGGGUCCGGACAACGCACACAGCUCCAGACAGAAGGGAAAUGUUGACCGUGGCGCUCACACUGCUGGUGCUCGCGGCCGCUGCCACAGGCUCACCAACUCCUCACUCUGCAGCAGCGCAGCAGCUGUUCAACUCCUUCAGUGAACGAGAGAAGGCACAAUUCCUGAAGCAUCAUCUGUGGCGGGCACUGGACGGGACGGAUAGCGACCUGAACAUCCCGUCUGCGGAAACUCAGAAGAUACAGGAGCUGAACAGCAAGCUGCCGGGGGACUUCUCCUCCAGACUGCACGACGACGUGGCGUCGCGGUACAGCCUGUCGCGCAAGGGGUUGAAGCGCAUGGUUAAGAAGGGCCUUUACUGCAACGCCAACGGCGUCUGCCUCUCGAUAGAGGACAUCGGCUCCAACUGCUGCUACUUCGACAAGGGAUACGACCUGCGCGGUCUGGGGACGAGUGCAGGGCGCCCACUCGCCGUCCCGCCUGCUCGGGUCUCGCUCCUGGCCUGAUGGGGGGAGACGCGCGGCGACUGGCUAGCAUGUAGAACGCAGUGAUUUCAGAAAUAUACAAAGAGACAAGAAACCA